This is a messenger RNA of Metarhizium album ARSEF 1941, 1206 nucleotides long. RefSeq names its product 3-ketoacyl-CoA thiolase. Bases 1 to 1206 code for a protein of 401 amino acids. Gene Ontology annotation, biological process: fatty acid beta-oxidation; phenylacetate catabolic process. The record is from RefSeq and is a predicted model, not a curated record. The transcript has 4 exons. NCBI's taxonomy places the organism in Eukaryota, Fungi, Ascomycota, Sordariomycetes, Hypocreales, Clavicipitaceae. Gene Ontology annotation, molecular function: acetyl-CoA C-acyltransferase activity. Gene Ontology annotation, cellular component: peroxisome.
AUGGCUGUCGAGCGCAUUGGUUCCAUCAUCAAGCACCUGGCCCCAGGGUCAGCCAUCAAUCAGAUCCAGUCCAAGAAUCCUGAUGAUAUUGGUGGUUUCAAGGAUACUAGCCUCGAGUAUUUGAUCUACGCUCUUCUGAAGCAGGUUCGCGAACGCAGCAACCUUGAUCCUGCUCUCGUCGAGGACGUCUGCUUCGGUAAUGUCUCCGAUGGCAAUGCCGCCUACAAGCUCCGUGCCGCAGCUUUAGCCGCCGGCUUCCCCAAUACCGCCGGUGCCAGCACCGUCAACCGAUUUUGCUCCUCCGGGUUGAAGGCAAUUGCCGACAUUGCACACUCCAUAUCAAACAACUCCAUUGAGAUUGAUAUAGCCGGUGGCGCAGAGCUCAUGUCCGCCCCAGGCAGUCGUCUUGAGCAACCAUUCGACGAGGACGUCCUCAAGGAAAGCCAGGACGCUACUGACUGCAUGCAGCCCAUGGGCUGGACUAGCGAGAACGUCGGUCGUGACUUCAAUCUCUCGAGAGACGAAUUGGACAAGUAUUCUGCCGAGAGUUUCCGGCGAGCAGAGGAGGCGCAGAAGGCUGGCUGGUUCGACGAUGAGAUUGUUCCUAUUGCCACCAAAGUCAAAGGUCCCGAUGGCGAGGUGAAGGAGGUGACCCUGUCAAAGGACGAGGGCAUCCGUCCAGGUACUACUGCCGAAGGCCUCGGAAAGGUUCGACCUGCUUUCCCCCAGUGGGGACCUCUGACCACUGGUGGCAAUGCCAGCCAGGUCACCGACGGAGCCUCUGCCGUGAUCCUGAUGAAGCGAUCAACCGCUGUCAAGCUCGGCCAGCCCAUCCUGGCCAAGUACGUCGGUUCCACCGUCGCCGGUCUGGCACCCCGCAUCAUGGGCAUCGGACCAAGCGUUGCUAUUCCCAAGCUGCUCGCCAUCCACAACAUUGCUCUUGCUGAUAUUGAUGUGAUUGAGCUUAACGAGGCCUUUGCCACAAUGGCUGUCUACUGCCGUGACAAGUUGUCCAUUGACUGGACAAAGAUGAACCCUCGUGGCGGUGCUAUCGCCCUCGGUCACCCCCUGGGCACCACUGGUGCCAGACAAGUGGUCACUGGACUGAGUGAAUUGCGACGCCAAAAGAAAAAGAUUCUCCUUACUUCCAUGUGCAUCGGCACUGGUCAGGGCAUGGCCGCUCUCUUUGUUAAUGAGGUCGUAUGA